UACAUCGGCAUCGAAUCGCUUUUAAACAUUUAGUGUUCGUAUUGAAUUAACAUGGAUGGGAGGGAGGGGUAACAGUGUGUAAGGUCUGCCUGUGCCUAUUGGUUGCAUUAUGACUUGACCCAACUGCACUCUCUGGUCACACGGACACACUAAUGGUUUGUAAAAUGCAGUUUUUCAUAACGAAGUAAAGUGUGGUACAUCAUUAGGGUUGUUAAAACUAAGCUACCGACAGCUGGAACCCUUCAGCAAAUGUUGAUAUUUGCUCAAAUAUACACUGAAACCAAAAUAAAAAAGAUACUUUAAUUGCAUUUUUAUGCAAUUUCGAUAUUGUAGAGUAAAAUAAUGAUGAAAUAAGUGUUUUCAGAUGUAUUACCGGGAAAACUAAUUAUUGGUCCAAAAACAUUAGCAGGUCUCUUUAAAGGCUAAUAUAGGUUAAUGAAAAAAAAACUUUAAUGCAUUUGACUUUAAUGAUCAAAACAAAAAUGCAGAGGUUUGAUCGUGAUAAAUCUAACACAUGGUACGCAUAACAUCAUCACUCUGGUGAACGAGAACGAUCAUUUAGAUACAGAAAAAUACGGAUGUUUUUAUUUGGUCACUUGUCAUGCUUGUGGCCACGUAGCUAUUGGUUAAAUCAAAUUAUAAUGGCUUAUAUUUUUUAUCUGUACGUAAAUCAUAUGCUUUUUUUGUUUGUAACAUAAAAGUCGAAUCAAAUGAACAUGGUGAUGCAUUAAAAUUUACAAUUAUUUGUUUUUGCAUCAAUCUAUGCACCUGUCAAUUGUAAUCACGGUCCCCAGGUGCGGGGAAUAGCGGGGACUUUGACUUGGGCGUGGUUACAAUUGACUGGUGCACUUUAUUGUGUGCCUAAAUUAAAGCAUAAUUUAAAAACGAGAACUUACUCUUCAAUGAGGUAUGAGGGUGUAAUAUUUCAUAAGCUUAACACACAUUUUUCUCAACUAGCAUCACAGUACAACUGAAUACAUGAUUAGACAAUGCAAACCAUAAAGUAAUGCACCAGUCAAUUGUAACCACGGCUCCCCCAGAUCCGGGGAAUAGCGGGGACUUUGACUUUCAGUCCAACCAAGCCCGGAUAAAAUCCCCGCCAAAUGCCCCCGCACCCUGGGGACUCUAGGUAAGGAUCAUUCCCCGCUAUUUUUAGAGCAAAGACAAAACCCUCGCAUUCCGCCGGCACUGCGGGGCCACCUGAAAGGUAAAAACACGUCCCAUUUCCCCCGCUAUCCCCGGUAUACCCUUGGACCUGGGGGAGCCGUGGUUACGAUUGACUGGUGCAUAAUAUUCACCCGAUAGUCUAUUUCACAUUUCUACAGAGGGCAAACACAAUACUUACGUUACGAAUGUAUCUCAAAGUCGCCUAUCUGAUUAUAUAAUCCUAGCCGUGAAGAAUGUUAAACAGACAUGUUAUAAAAAUUGUUCUUAUAAUGUUUUAGCCAUUUAUUCUAUCCGAUAAUGAUCUAUUUGUGGUCUAAGGGAAGCAACUCCGUAAAUCCAAUCAAUGCAGCAGGUGCGUUCUGAAGAGUUACAACGCCUGUUAAUUAGAGUGAGUACAUAGCAACCAAUCAAAUCACUGCAUUUCCCAUGAGCAUAAUUUCCUGUGAGAAAUGGCGGAUUGGCCUAGCACCUGCGUGUAAACAUUGCAUGCAGAAGAGAGAUAAAUACCAGAAUAUGCCCAAAAUGACAGAAGACGACACUCAUCUUGAAUGAUACAGAAAAUUAGAAUAUGACAUGGUUACCGUUGUGCCAAAGCAAUCAAAUUAAAACAAAUAAUAUAAGCUAUUGCUUAAAUUUUCAUUUGACACAUUAAACCUUUGCUUUCAACCAUGGGGGAGCCUAUGGCAGAGUAUGAUGAGCAUGGAUGGGCUCAUAUUCACCACGCUGCCAACCGCGGCUUCGAGAAGUCCCUGGAACGAUUUGUACAUGCAGAUCCAGGGCAGCUUGAACUUAAAACAAAUGAUGAGACCGGCUCAACGCCCUUCCUUAUUGCUGUUACCAGUGGUAAUCUGGAGUCUAUAACAUGCCUUAUUAAUCUAGGUUCCAAAAUCAAUGCUAUCAACAAUCAAAAUCAUGGCGCAGUUGAAAUCUGUGCAAACAAAGGAUUCAUUGAGCUUUUGGAGCAUUUUAUUUCCAUGGGCAGCGAUCAGUUGCCAGUAUGGAAGAACUUGCUUCGAUUUCUUGCCUCCGAGUCCGAGGAGGAAGCGGAGUCUGCUGGUACAAGCCUUCGCACGCUCACUGAACCAUCUAGCAAAGGUGAAAUUAAUCCUCACUGGGAGGCAUUGUAUAAAAAUGGAUGCAUUCCCACCAUAGUAAAGGUGGCCAAGAGUUCCUUGAAUGAUGAGUCCAAAGUCCCAGCUUUUCAGGUUCUUCUCAAUAUCUUGGAAAAACAGGAAGUGAAGGAGCAGUUAUUCAGCUCAGGUGGAAUUCCAGCAUUUGUAAGACUGUUAAAAUCCCAAAAUAACAUGACAAUUCAGCUAUCUGCUCAAAUUCUGAAAGAACUGGCUACAAUCAAGGAAUAUGCCGACAACAUGGUUCAAAAUAAUGCAAUCCCGAAUCUUUUGAAAGCUAUGCAGACCGUGAAUGAUCAUGAAGUGUUGGUGGAAGCUGUUGACUGUCUAGGAAACAUUGCCGAGGUCAAUCCGUCACAUCAGUCGCAAAUAGGACAACUCCCGAACUCCCUUCACACUAUUGUUGGAUUAUAUAAGGACCAGAAAGACAAAGCUCUUUUAUUCUCACUCAACAAAGCAAUAGGGAAAAUUGCAAACAAAAAUCAAAGCAAUCAGAAUACAAUUGCUGAUUUAGGAGCAGCAUCUUAUGUCGUUAUUCUGUGUAGAACUCGCAAUAAGGACUUGCAACUUAGCUCAGUUGAGGCAAUACAAGCACUUGCUGAAGAUAACCCUAAGACGCAGAGGGUGAUUUUGUCUGAGAGAGCUCAAGACCAUCUUAUGCAAGUGCUAAAAAAGACAAGAGUUGAAAUGCUCCAGGAGAAAACUGCAAUGGCCUUGUGGGCUUUAGCUGGUGACAGUUUAGAUGAACAAAGAAAAAUGGCUGAGAAAAUGGAAGUUUCACUUUUGAUAGAAUUUGUAAAUAGUUUAUCAGAAAAUUUACAUUUUAUAGGCUCAGAAGGUCUCGGAGUCUUAGCCCAGGGACCCCUGAACUGCCAAGCAGAAAUCGCUGAUGCCAAUGGUAUUCAUCCUCUAGUGCGUUUAUUAAGAUCAGAUAAAGAAUACAUAGUGCUUAGUAUUAUACGGACAUUACGACACUUGUGUGUUGGCGUGGGGUAUGUACCACAUAGAAGAAACCAGGGUACGAUAUCGCAAUCUCGCGGGAUAAAGUUUCUUAUAGCCCUCAUGGUUCAUUCUCGAGAUGAGAUGAUACAAGUGGAGUCAGCGUUAACUCUUGGCUGUGUUUCAUUAGGAAACCAAGAUAUUCUUGAAGAAAUUAAUGGAACAAUUGACUUCAGCUAUGUUCGUAUUCUCAAGAUGAUGUACGCGCAGGACGAUGUGGUUCGACUCCUAGCUGGUUCUGCCCUCGCAGCGUUCGCGUACAACAAUAUUAACCAACAGAAGGAGAUUGCUGAGCAGGGGGGCGUGAGAUUCAACUGCUUCGUUCCGUUCCUCCAGUCCUCCGAUGAGUUCUACCGAUGUAAUGCUGCCUUCCAGGUUGUAAUAUUGUCCCGCAUCAUCCCGGACGAGGAGCAAGCCCUGUCAUCGGCCACGGGUAUCAAGCUUCUUGUCGAUCUGCUACAAGACUCUCAAUCUGAACAGAUCCUCGCUCUUGCCUCCGACUGCAUUGCCCGCCUCGCGCACACCAGAGCUGGUGUGCCGUCUGCCAUUAUUGCCAUCAACGCUAUAAACUUCCUGACACACCUGCUACUCUCAAACGCUGAGCAGGUACGGGGCUGUGCCGCCAUUGCCCUGGGGUAUCUCUCGCACAACCAUUCUGCAGCUAGACAGCUUCUUAACAAAUGCCGUAUGGAUCAGAUGCUGAUGAAGAUAUUGAAGCAUUAUGCAAAGAACAAGGUGUCACGAGAAUUCAUGGAUGGAUGGAAACACUACCAGCGAAUUGGCCUUCCACCCAUCAGGGAUGGUCGUACGAACCUGGUGUCAGGUGACGAGCCUGAGGAGGCCCCACCCACUCCCGUCAGUGGAAUCAGCAUCCUCGAGUCAAGCACCAAAUCAACGAGCAAUUUAAGAACAUCUUCCUCUAACCUUGCCCUAGAUGAGCAGCAACUCACCGAGAGAACUUCCAGGAUGUCCCAGCAUUCACAGACCCACAGUGGCAGCCAGAUGUCAGUAGUGGAUGGAGAGGGGCGUCGAGCCAGCCAGGCAAGUCGACACUCCCUCAUACAAGGGGAACUACAGGUGCCCGCCAUUGACAUCACCAUGCAGGGGGAGAGAACUGGAACAGCAGAGGUGUAAAUACCAUAAUGUAUGGAGGGAUCAGGAAUGUAUUGGGUCAGCCAAGGCCUAAAAGUUAUCAUGCAAGUGGAGGGAAAUACAAAAGCAGAUGUAGAAGCAUCAUGAUGUGCAGAUGGGUGGGAGUUUCUUGGAACAGCGGAAAGGACGGAUUGUAACGGAUCAUUGUAACUGUGUUCUGGAUUAUAAAAUACUAUUGCAAAAGUAAAAUCAUUGACUUUUUUAGGGUCUUGUUCUAAACUGUUGAAGUUAAUGGUAGUGUCCUGUGUGACUACCCUGACAUCAGAUUUAUGACUGAACUGCUGAAUAAUGAUAGAGCCCCAAACUUUAUGUGACAUAAAAACCUGAUAUAAUAUUGAAAGCCACACAUUUUUAAUCUUUUGGUUUAUCUUUCAGCGCUUUUGUUAUUUGUUUGUGCUAAUUUAUUAUGGGAUAAAUUUGUUAGUUCAGUUCUAAGAAAUCAAAAUUCAGAUUUUUAAAAACCAAACUUAAAAAACAUUCUAGCAAAUGGAUUUCCAUCACACUUUCAUUUUCAAUAUUGAAGCAAUAUAGCCAUAGGGUAAAAAUCAUGUUUAUUUUUUAAAGCUAAAUUUCACCUUAACAUCAUUAUAGUAAGUUGCUUUGCAAUAAUGCGUUAAACCUUCACAGACAUCUGUUUCUUCAGUGUUUGACUGACAUAUUAUUUAUUUUUAUUUCUGCAGAUAUUGUAUAUACAUUGUACUGUUAGUCAUUUAAGUUCAUUUACAUAUAUGCCUUAAUUGAAAUGUAUAAGAUUGUUGAUAUUUACUGUGAUAUUGAUUUACCAUUAUAUUUCUUUGUAUUUCUGUGAGAGAUUUUACUGCUGAUGCCAUCACAUUGUCAUUUAGCCAAAUAGUUCUUAUUUUUUGUUUUAUUUGUUGUUAUUGCAUACUUUUAAAACCGAUUGUUACCUAUUUUAAUCAAUCCGUAGUUGUCAAAAUUAUUGCUACCUGAAAACAUAAGGUGAAAUUAUUUUUCAUCAUUGUUAUCAGUUUUGUCUCUUUUAAAUGCAGUGCCAACUUCAUUUUAAAAAUAAAAUGAAAAAAAAUAAUAAGUGUAUAGUUAUAUUAUUACAAAAACACCAAAAUUAAGCCAAAUUCAACAACUACAAUAAGUUAAGAUUAAUG
This is a messenger RNA of Mya arenaria, 5572 nucleotides long. RefSeq names its product ankyrin and armadillo repeat-containing protein-like. The transcript has 8 exons. Lineage: Eukaryota; Metazoa; Mollusca; Bivalvia; Myida; Myidae. The coding region runs from base 1836 to 4430 and encodes 864 amino acids. The record is from RefSeq and is a predicted model, not a curated record. Gene Ontology annotation, molecular function: protein binding.